Meriones unguiculatus (Mongolian gerbil) is the source of this 8083-nucleotide messenger RNA. It is a transcript of the gene Agfg1, whose product is annotated as ArfGAP with FG repeats 1. NCBI's taxonomy places the organism in Eukaryota, Metazoa, Chordata, Mammalia, Rodentia, Muridae. Bases 275 to 1960 code for a protein of 561 amino acids. The record is from RefSeq and is a predicted model, not a curated record. Gene Ontology annotation, cellular component: cytoplasmic vesicle. Gene Ontology annotation, molecular function: GTPase activator activity. The transcript is spliced from 13 exons.
GUCUUUUCCCCCCUUAGGAGAAGUCGGCAAGGUGGCGGCGGCGGCGGCGGCGGCGGCGGUUGUCCCGCCGGGCCGGUUGGCGUGACCGGUCGGCGCGUGCUGCGCAGCGGCGUCCGCGUUUCGUCCGGCCGGGCGGAGCCGAGCGGCGGCCGAGGCCGGAGCCCGCGAGGGCGGAGGGCGGAGGCGGCCAGGGCGGCCCGUGGGAGGGAGCGCGGGGCCCCGGCAGCGCCGCCGGCUCCCGGCCCUGCCGGCCUCCUCCGUCGGAGCCGCGGCCAUGGCGGCCAGCGCGAAGCGGAAGCAGGAGGAGAAGCACCUGAAGAUGCUGCGGGACAUGACGGGGUUGCCGCACAACCGCAAGUGCUUCGACUGCGACCAGCGCGGCCCCACCUACGUGAACAUGACGGUCGGCUCGUUCGUGUGCACCUCCUGCUCCGGCAGCCUGAGAGGGUUAAAUCCACCUCACAGGGUGAAAUCUAUCUCCAUGACAACAUUUACACAACAGGAAAUUGAAUUCCUGCAAAAACAUGGAAAUGAAGUCUGCAAACAGAUUUGGCUAGGAUUAUUUGAUGAUAGAUCUUCAGCAAUUCCAGACUUCAGGGAUCCACAAAAAGUGAAAGAGUUUCUACAAGAGAAAUACGAAAAGAAAAGAUGGUAUGUUCCGCCAGAGCAAGCCAAAGUGGUGGCAUCAGUUCACGCAUCUAUUUCGGGGUCUUCUGCCAGCAGCACGAGCAGCACCCCCGAGGUCAAGCCCCUGAAGUCUCUGCUGGGAGAUUCUGCACCAGCUCUGCACUUAAAUAAGGGCACACCUAGUCAGUCCCCAGUUGUAGGUCGCUCUCAAGGGCAGCAGCAGGAGAAGAAGCAGUUUGACCUUUUGAGUGAUCUUGGCUCAGACAUCUUUGCUGCUCCGGCUCCUCAGUCAACAGCUACAGCCAAUUUUGCUAACUUUGCACAUUUUAACAGUCAUGCAGCUCAGAAUUCUGCAAAUGCAGAUUUUGCAAACUUUGAUGCAUUUGGACAGUCUAGUGGUUCGAGUAAUUUUGGAGGUUUCCCCACAGCAAGUCAUUCUCCUUUUCAGCCCCAAACUACAGGUGGAAGUGCUGGAUCAGUAAAUGCUAAUUUUGCUCAUUUUGAUAACUUCCCCAAAUCCUCCAGUGCUGAUUUUGGAAGCUUCAGUACAUCCCAGAGUCAUCAGACAGCAUCAACUGUUAGUAAAGUUUCAACAAACAAAGCUGGUUUACAGACAGCAGACAAAUAUGCGGCACUUGCUAAUUUAGACAAUAUCUUCAGUGCUGGGCAAGGAGGUGAUCAAGGGAGUGGUUUUGGGACCACGGGUAAAGCUCCUGUUGGUUCUGUGGUUUCAGUUCCCAGUCAUUCAAGUGCAUCUUCAGACAAGUACGCAGCCCUGGCAGAGUUAGACAGCGUGUUCAGUUCUGCGGCCACUUCCAGCAAUGCUUACACGUCCACAAGUAAUGCUAGCAGCAGUGUCUUUGGAACAGUGCCUGUGGGUGCUUCUGCUCAGACACAACCAGCUUCAAGUGGGCCUGCUCCAUUUGGGGCUACGCCUUCUACGAAUCCAUUUGUUGCUGCUACGGGUCCUUCUGCGGCAUCGUCUACAAACCCUUUUCAGACCAACGCCAGAGGAGCAACAGCGGCAACCUUUGGCACUGCAUCCAUGAGUAUGCCAGCAGGAUUCGGCACUCCUGCCCAGUACAGCCUCCCCACCAGCUUUAGCGGCAGUUUCCAGCAGCCUGCCUUCCCAGCCCAAGCAGCUUUCCCCCAGCAGACAGCUUUCUCUCAGCAGCCCAAUGGUGCAGGUUUUGCCACAUUUGGACAAACAAAACCAGUGGUAACCCCUUUUGGUCAAGUUGCAGCUGCUGGAGUGUCUAGUAAUCCUUUUAUGACUGGUGCACCAACAGGACAAUUUCCAACAGGAAGCUCAUCAACCAAUCCUUUCUUAUAGCCUUAUAGAGACACUAUACUGGAACGAACUUUUAUGUGAUCAUAUUACAUCUCUCCGCCUCUUGCACUGUUGUCUUGUUUCACUGAUCUUAGCUUUAAACAUGAGAGAAGUCUUUAAAAAGCCUGCAUUGUGUAUUAAACACCAGGUAAUAUGUGCAAAACAGAGGGCUCAGCAACAACUUUUUACUUGCGAAUUGGCAGAAAAGGUAGCGGCAUCAUGUACGUUAAAAAUUGGCUAAUGUUAAGUUAUUGCAGAUCCCACAUUCAUUAUGCUGCAGUACUGUACAUAUUUUUCUUAGAAAUUAGCUAUUUGUGCAUAUCAGUAUUUGUAACUUUAACACAUUGUUAUGUGAGAAAUGUUACUGGGGAAAUAGAUCAGCCACUUUUAAGGUGCUGUCAUAUAUCUUGGAAUGAAUGAUUAAAAUCAUUUGAAGCAUUGCUUCUGGAAAGUUCAAAGUCAAAAUCAGAAGGUUUUAUUCAUUCUUGAAUUUUCCCUUCUAAAGAGCUCUUCUAUUUAUUCACGGCUAAAUUCUUUAAAGAUGUGGAGACACCUGUCUGCGGAAUAAAGCUGAUCAUGUUUUGCUACAGUUUGCAGGUGAACAAAAUAAAUAUUAGAAAAUAUGCUAUUGUUUUUGUGUUCUUGCUGCAAUGCCUUUACCAAAGUGGCCUUAAAUAAUGAGUAGUGAGUUGAGAACAUCUUGAAUUCUUAAAGACUUCUAGUGACUAACUUUUCUAAAAAAGGCCAUGUAGAAAAUUUAUUAAAACUACUAGGACUGCUAUAUUCAGGAAUGUGACAGUGGAAAAGCAUUUAAAUGUAGCUUAUCAGAUUCACCAACGCUACUUCUCAUUUCUCUGCAACUUCUUAAUUUUGUGAAAUUUGUAAAUAUGGAGAAUUUGCAUGUAUGUGUAUUUACAAAUAUUUUUUAAAGAUCUUGAAUUCUCAAGACUGCAAAUGGCCUAUUUUAACUAUUUUUUUUUCUCCAUUUUAAUUGUCUUUGAAUGUAUUGGAAGCAGACGUGCAUUGACUGUGACAUGAUUGCACCUGAGGUUUUCUCCCCCCCUCAUUUUCCAGACAGACUGAUAUUAUCUAUAGAACAUUUGUUUGUGUUUGUUUUGGAGAUAAACAGGAACCCAUUGUUACCUUACAGUGAUGAAUAAUUUGUGUAAAAAGGUAGCAAUACUAAGCUUAGUUUUAUCUUUUUGUUAAUAUUCAAAUGAACUUGUUUACAUAUUUAUAUGUAGCAGGGCCUCAUUCAUCCCAAGAUAAUCUGGCACUCUCAUCAAAACCAAACACAACUAAGAGAGCUGAAACGAUUAAAAAAAUGCUUUGAACAAUACCCCUAAGUCAUGAAUUCUAUAUGUAGAACAUACGUGUUUCUCGGAAUGUGAGAGUUUAAUAAUUUGAUAAUUUGAUUUAUUAAUCCAUAGCAUAUUAGUGUUGAUGAAAGGAAGGAGUCCAGAGCAAUGAUGGAGAUCACACACUGCCAAAGGCCGUAGGGACAGCCCAGUCUAAAGGACAGCCAUAUUAGUAAUCUGGUAAUGACUCUGUGCCAUCAAAAUAGUAUGCAAUGCCUGUAUGAAAGGAAAUUAACAUUUUUUAAAGCUUUGUUUUUAGGCAAUGUAAGCAUCACUUUCCCCACAUUUUAUUUAUAUUGGAUGCAUUUUUUGCAGUGAUGGCUAUUACGUCAUGCUUUAAAGUCUGGGUGUUUACUUGAGGUGGCUGCGGUCAGGUGCCCUCCUCAGCGGGGGUGAGGUUUCUAUGUACUUGACGAGAGAUAAGCCUGUGACUUGGUCCUUUCUGAACAACCUGCCACUUAGAAUCCAGUUACUGUUGCUCAGGCUCAGCUGCACUCUGGGCGUAGUCUUGAACUCUUUGUACAUUUGGGGGACGUCAUCUGUUUUCAUGGAAGGAGAACUUAAAUGUCUUUAAACUUCUGUUUGAGAUUGUAUGAGAUUCAAAUCAAUUCUAUGUACAAGUUAUACUAUUAUAGGCCAUUACCCAAAUAACCCAACCGGCUUUCCAUCUAUUAAGUAAAUUAAACAGUUGUUAUCAAAAUAGUUUUAAAGACUAUUUUUUCUAGAUUUUGAGAUAUGUUAUUAAAUGGGGGACCAGUUUUGACUCUCAGUAAGGGCCUGUAUUCAAAAUACAACGUACUUAGGUUCAGAAUAGUUCCACUGUUAAAGUCAGUUUUCUCAUGACCUUUGUUUUUUUUAAAACUCCCCACCUUUUAGGCUUAAAUUUGGGUUUCCUCUUAGUUUUAGGCAUCAGUUGCCCAUUUGAAGGUCAGCGCACGGAGUAAUGGCUGAGGGUCUUCACACUGCUGGCUUACUGCUUGCAGCAUGUUUCCUGUUCUGUCUUUGAUCAGAAAUGAAUUUCCGUUUUAGGGUAGCAAAAACUGUGUUGAUAAAUUUUAAAACAUUUGUUGUUUUUAUGACACAAGGAAGGUUUUACUUUAGAUUUUGAAAAUACAAGUUAGGUUUUCAUUUUCUUCCUAAAAGCAUUUGUUUUAUAAAUUAAAUACCCUUUGUAUGGGAGGUACUUGGGACUGUCCCUGUUAGUUGCAAAGUCAGAGAGUAACUGGCUUCUUACUGUCACUGUGCCAGCAUUUAUGAAACAUGCUGUUUUUAUGUUCAGAGUUUUAAUAACUGCUGAAGAUCCCCCAAAGAGCUUUUUGUUUAUGAAACUUGAGUCUUUCAUAAUUAGUAUGUUACAUAUGAGUAUAGAGGAUUUUAAAAACAUCUUUUAAAUAUGAUUGCAGUAGUCCUAUUACUUGUUAACAUAGAUAUUUGAUGUAAACUAACCUUUCCAGAAUGAAAACACUUUUAUGUUUUGCCUACCUUUUCAAUAUUGGGGUUAAUAGAAACUGAGAUAUUCAUACUGUUUGCAUUCAGACUCGAUGUCGCACAGCAGGAAGGCACUGGAAACGUCAUUGUGCUCUUGUGAAGUCCAGAUGGUGAGAAAGUCACACACCCCUUACAAUCAAUAGAGAAGCAGUUUGACCUGAUGCAGCUCUUCAGGGUCCUCAGAUAAGCUUUUGAGAACUCAGUCCUAUUUGUGUGCUUCUGGUCUGUCUCCCUGUGAGAAACCUUGCUCCUUCUGAACUGAAGGGGUUGUUUGUUUCCUUUCAUGAAAUUCCAGUUGAAUUCAUUGUUAAUUUCUGUAAGAUAGUAAUGGUGAUAUUGUGGGUGUGGUGUUUUCUACACCCUUUGAGUAUAUCAGGCACUCACUGUGUGGUUUUCUUCUAUCAGCUCAUGUAAUGAAAUGUACAAGGCAUAGAACAGGUGAGCUGGUAACAGCUUUUAUUCUUGGGAGCAAGUACUGUUGGAUUAAAUUGUACUUUGAUAUUUAGGUGUGACUAGAUUCGCUUAAUUUUGAAAUUUCAAGUAACUUCAAAUAUUUUUCAAAAACACUUAAAUCAUUUAACAUCAGUUCUUUUUUGGUGAAAUAAGGACUGUUUGCUCUGUAGAGUCUGUUUUGUUUGUUUGUUUGUUUUAUAAUGACAGAGUCUCUGCAUAGCCCUGGCUAUCCUGGAACUCACUCUGUAGAUCAGGCUGGCCUCAGACUCACAUAGAUCCACCCACCACCCCGAGUGCUGGGAUUAAAGGUUGUCCUUCACCACACCUAUCAAUCCCCGAGAGUCUUAGUAGGCUGUAGAGCAGUGGAGUUAGUGACUGAACAGCUUUGUACCUCAAGUUGACAGUGGCUCAUUGUGUGGGACACUACAUACGUAUUUAUAUAGCCUAAAAGGAAAUAAAAAAUUUGUAUGAAUUGGGUUUAUUGUAUUGAACUUACCCUCAGCCAGUUGAACUUUGUGUAUUUUAAACUAGUGCCAUUAAUUUGCUUUUUGUGUGGUUGUAUUUGAACAAGUGAAGAUGAGGCGGGUGUAACCAGGACUGUGCUGCUGAGUGUUUGACAGCCAUCUCUGAAGAAAAGAACAAGGACCCUGCUUUCUAACUUCAGGCUCAUUUAACAGUAGUCUACGGAAUGCCAUGAAAUACAGUUUGGAAAAAGCAUGAGUGGAUCUCCUAAGCACCCGGUUAGACAGCUGCAGCACAGCACUGAUGUGUGGUCCCAGAACUGAUUGACUAGCUUUAUCGGUCCCUGAUGAUUGUAUCUGGGCUGUGAAAAGCCAUGGUUUGUGUUUUCAGUGAUUCAUUCUGUAAGCAUCUGGACAGUAGCUUACUUCUGAAAGUACCCUAUAAUUUGAAAAUGUCCAAGUGCUGUGAAGGCUUGGAGAAGAUGAUAGUCUGUCCUGGUGUACAGGCACUGUGCUGUCUGCUGAUGUGUGUGUGUAGAACUUGGGUUUGAAUCCCACAGGGGAGCAUGUACUUAGAAAGGGCUCCUGGUCUCCCACAUUCCACUGCUCCACCAAGUCUUUCAAUGGGUAGAUCCUGGGUAGGUAGGAAAAGUAGGUAGAGCUUUUCUCUGACACCUUUUCUUCCAACUUAGGACUCUGUUGCUCUUUCCAGUGAAGACUUCUGCCAAGAAGGUGCAUCUAAUAUCUUGUCCAUUCUGAAUGUUUUAUGCCUAUUGUUAGAAUCCAUUGUUCUGAAGUGUGUAUGUGGCCAGCACCUAGACCUGUGGGGGCUAAUGAAAACAGAAUGUUUUGAUUCAGAUUUUUUGCAAAAAGAAAAAAAUCCUAGACAGAAUAUUUUAAUUGCUGAUAAAUAUGCCUAUUGAAUUAAUUUUUUAAGUUGGUUUGUGCUUCAGAAUCUGCAUCAUGUCAUCUAAGCCACAGUCUAAAUACUCCAAAAGCCUUGUGACUGUGACAUUUGAGUCAGUGACUUGAGGCAGCUAAGGUUGUAAACUAAUGUUACAUAGUGUUCCUAGAAUGUGAUGAGUAGGGCCAGGUUUUUACAGACUUAGAGGUUUUUAUAUGUUCUAAAUAACAUCUGCUUAGGACUUUUUACCGUUGUGCAGUGUACACAGGGUAUAAGGUGCAAAAAUAAUGUUUCCCUCUGCGGCUUGAUUUUUCAUACUCCAGGGGAAAGAAAUACUGCCUUGUAUUUUUGAUCGUUUUCAGGAAUGCUGUCUUUUAUUAUGUCUUGUCCACAAAUCUAUGCAUGCUUUUCAUGGUUCUUCUUUUAAAACUUCAGGAUUUUGCAACCUAUUUUUUUGUUGUUGUUGUUUAAACUUGUACACCUUUCAUUUUGCCACAUGCAGCCCUAUCCCAUUGUGUGACUGGUAUCAGGAUCGAGGGUUGGGUGUCUCUUUGCAGGAACAUUUAUAUAUGUGUGUUUAUAUGUAUGCACAUAUGUAUAUGUGUGUAUAUGCAUAUAUAUACUUAUUUGAAAAUUCUCGAUUUUUGCCUGAUAGGAAAUGUUCAGUAAAACAGAUAAUUCUAUUUUGAGGCUCACCAGCUAUUUAAAUGUUUUUGUAUUCCCAUCUUAGAAAUUUUUCAGAUCUCUCAAACAAACUAUCUUUAAAUACUUGGAAAAUCCCAGCAUUUAAAUUAAACCACGAGACCAUUCAGUGCACUCACUGAGAGACUUUGGAAACCCAUGUCUUAGUUUACACCUUACUCUUUUUGUCACCCUACCUGUUCAUCCUGCAGUUUCUCAGAGUGGCUUGAAGACGUUCUUCGAAGUUUGUCAGUAUUAUCUCCUCAUUUACUGUAGCUUGGAAUGAAUCUUAUAUUUAUGAAAAGAAAGUACAAGUCUUUUUUUUCACAUUAGUGUUUACUUGUUGUCUUCAAAAUUAGCUUUUUACUCUGGAAAACAAAUUGAGGAACAACUCUGCUUACAUAAAUUAACAUGCAUUUAGUAUUCGUUAUGCAUAGGACUUACUUCCUAGGAAAGUUUGUUUUUAAUAAGGAACACUUACCUAAUAACUGAUCAAAAGUAUCUGGGCAUUUGAAGGGUAGAAGCAGAGUGAGGGAAGUGUGAAGAACAGUAGUAAGGUGCUUGCAUAUGGGAAAUGUUAACAUUCUAAGGGGAAGUGGUUUUAGGUUAGAAAUGUAAUAAUUUUGAUAAUUCUUUCCUUUUUUGGAGAUGCUGAGGAGUAAAGUCUUGGUCUUGCACAUGCUAGGCAAUGCUCUACAACUGAGUCUAGCUAAUUUCUUGUCAUUGUGAAAUAUUGUUGAAAGAACUUUUUAAAAAUAAAGACAUGAAUUUGUGUACCAUU